This is a messenger RNA of Tinamus guttatus (white-throated tinamou), 2217 nucleotides long. The record is from RefSeq and is a predicted model, not a curated record. Lineage: Eukaryota; Metazoa; Chordata; Aves; Tinamiformes; Tinamidae.
AUGCGUGGAAGGUCCAAGUGCACCUUGUCCCGCCUGGAGUUGCAGGAUCAUGUCGACCUUGAGCAACAGGACAGGCGCGGUGAUGUAAAGCAACGGGCCCAGGCUGAGGGUUACUGGUGCGAUCCCAGUCAACCAACAUCAACUCAGAACCCAUCCACUGGUGACUCAGGAAACUACUUGAUAGGCGUAGGCCGAGCGGACUGCACAGGGCCCAUUGCAGAAAUCCCUUUGAUGGGUUUUGCCAACGCUGACCAGGUGGGUGGUGGGCUUCUCACCCGACUCUACAGCCGAGCUUUCAUUGUGGCGGAGCCUGAUAACUCCAAACGAGUAGUGUUUGUCAGCGCUGACAUAGGAAUGGUAUCUCAGAAACUGAGGCUGGAGGUGCUCAAUGAACUGAAGAGCAAGUAUGGUGAGCUGUACCGCCAGGACAACGUCAUUCUCAGUGGCACUCACACGCAUUCAGGGCCUGCUGGCUAUUUCCAAUACACCCUCUUCUGGAUAACUAGCAGAGGACUAAUCAAACCAUCCCUUCAGGCUGUCGUGAAAGGCAUUGUAAAGAGCAUUGAUAUAGCACAUGAGAACAUGAAGGCAGGAAGGAUUUUUAUAAACAGAGGCACUGUAGAAAACAGCCAGAUCAAUAGAAGCCCUUAUUCUUACCUCCAGAAUCCAGCAUCUGAACGAAACAGGUAUUCAUCCAACACAGACAAAGAAAUGGUGUUGCUGAAGAUGGUAGCUGCAAACGGACAGGAGCUGGGCCUUAUCAGCUGGUUUGCAGUCCAUCCGGUCAGCAUGAACAACACAAACCACCUGGUGAACAGUGACAACGUGGGCUAUGCGUCUUACUUAUUUGAGCAGGAGAAGAACAAAGGGAUGCUGCCGGGAGAGGGCUCUUUUGUUGCUGCUUUUGCAUCCUCCAACCUGGGAGAUGUGUCUCCCAAUACCAGAGGCCCAUUCUGCAUAAACACGGGGGAUUCAUGCGAUAACCCGCAGAGCACCUGUCCUGUAGGUGGGGCCAAGAUGUGCAUGGCCAUGGGUCCUGGUACUGACAUGUUUGACAGUACAAGAAUUAUAGGGCAAAAUAUCUACUUGAAAGCAAAGGAGAUAUACACAAGUGCUUCCCAGGAGAUCACAGGACCGCUCAGCUCAGCACACCAGUGGGUGAACAUGAGUGAUGUCUCCGUGACGCUAAAUGCCACACACGUGGUUAAAACAUGUAAACCAGCCUUAGGACACAGCUUUGCUGCUGGUACUAUAGAUGGAGUGGGGGCUUUCAAUUUUACACAAGGUGCAGUAGAAGGAGAUCCAUUCUGGGACAGCAUCCGGGACCAGCUGCUGGGAAAGCCAUCCAACGAAACACAAGCAUGCCACGACCCCAAGCCAAUCCUCUUAAGGACUGGAGAGAUGACUUGGCCUUACCCAUGGCACCCUGACAUUGUAGAUGUUCAGCUUGCUACCAUUGGAUCACUAGCAAUUGUUGCUGUUCCUGGAGAGCUAACGACCAUGUCUGGACGUAGACUACGGGAAGCUGUUAGAAGUGAAUUUGAGUCUCAUGGAACAUCAGGGAUGAAUGUUGUAAUUGCAGGCCUGUGCAAUGUCUAUACCCACUACAUCACCACCUAUGAAGAAUACCAGGUUCAAAGAUACGAGGCGGCAUCAACUAUUUAUGGGCCACACACUCUUUCAGCUUAUAUGCAGCUGUACAGAGGACUGGCAAAGGCUAUUGCUACGAAUACAGUUCAGGAUUUGCCAAGUGGUCCAGAGCCCCCACUCUUCAACAUAACUAGUCUGACCUUGGUGCCUGCUGUCAUUGCUGAUAGGACUCCAUCAAACAAGGCGUUUGGGGAUGUGCUGCAAGAAGUGGGACAACAGUAUCGAGUGGGAGAAGUUGCUGAAGUAACUUUUGUGAGUGCAAACCCAAGGAACUCUGCGGAAAAUGCGACAGAACACAACUUUCUGACGGUAGAGAGAUACAUCAACAGUUCCGGGAGCUGGAGUGUGGUCCAUAAUGAUGCCUCCUGGGAGACCAGAUUUUACUGGACAAAAGGAUUACUUGGUCUAAGCAACGCAAGGGUUGAAUGGCAUAUUCCCAGCACCACCGAGCCAGGCACCUACAGAAUACGAUACUUUGGGCACUACAAGAAAAUACCGCUUUUCCAGCCUGCUGUCUAUUAUGCAUUUGAAGGCACAUCUUCAGUGUUUGAAAUCAUAAGUCUAUAG